Molecule: messenger RNA, 829 nt
Organism: Nestor notabilis (Kea)
Lineage: Eukaryota; Metazoa; Chordata; Aves; Psittaciformes; Psittacidae
Gene: DHRS12
Product: dehydrogenase/reductase (SDR family) member 12
Source: RefSeq, a predicted model, not a curated record
GAGUGGCUGUGAACCUGCUUCAGAGCACUUCAGUCCAGCCGAUGUGGAGGUGAAUGUGGCUGGGAGACACUUUCUGGGCAAUGGUGCAAACAGUGGCAUUGGUAAAGCCGCUGGCAGAGACAGCAAGGAGAGGGGUGGCACGGUUCACCUGGGCUGCAGAAGUAAGGCGUGAGCUGAGGUCGUUAGAGGAGAAAUAGUGACAGGAACGGGCAAUCAGAAUAUGUUUUUGCAUAUUGUGGAUAUAUCUAAUCCCAAGGAAGUCUGGAAGUUUGCUGAAAAAUUCAAAAAUGAACAUAGUACUUUCAUUCUGACAACUGCUCUGCUGCCCCUCCUGGAAAAAGCAGCUGGUGCCAGAGUGAUAACUGCCUCUUCUGGGGCCAUGCUAGUUCAAAACCUAAACAAAUCUGACUUGCAGCUGGGAAAUGGGACAUUUGAUGGAACUAUGGUGUAUGCACAAAAGAAGUCUGGCUAUUUUUGCUGUGUCCUGACAGAACAAUGGGCAAAAGCUCAUGGGAACAUCCAUUUCUCUGUUAUGCACCCCAGCUGCGCAGACACUCCAGCUGACGUCUUUGCGCAGUCCAACCAUUUCUAUUAGAAUAUGAAGAAUAACCUGUGCACAGAGGCCCACAGAGCUGAUACUGUUGUGUGGUUGGCAGUGUCGCCAGAAGCAAUGAAUUUAUUGAGCGAUGUAUUCUUCUCAGACAGGCAACCAGCCUCUACACACUUACCCCUGGCAAGCACUCACAGUCCACUGGAAGAUGAGGAGAAGCUAAUGGAGGUGCUGGAACAGUUCUCCCAGAAGUUUAAAUCCACUCCUGCAGGAACUUAG